UUUGGGAAGGGUGAAAUGGCGAGAAUCUCCAUCCAUGUUUGUUGGAUUCUGGCCUUGUGUUUGUGCUGGGCAGCAACAGCAGAAGCAGAGUACGAGAAAUACAAGGAUCCGAAACAGCACAUAAAUGUUCGGAUUAAGGAUUUGAUGGGUCGAAUGACUCUAGAGGAGAAGAUAGGCCAAAUGACUCAGAUUGAACGAACCGUUGCUUCAGCUGAAGUGAUCAAAAAGUACCAUAUUGGGAGCGUGUUGAGUGGGGGAGGAAGCGUUCCUGCGGUAAACGCGUCAACCGGGACAUGGAUAGAGAUGGUAAACAGUUUCCAGAAAGGUGCGCUGUCCACCCGCCUUCAGAUCCCAAUCAUCUACGGCAUGGACGCUGUGCAUGGCAACAGUAACGUCUACAAGGCAACCAUUUUCCCCCACAAUAUUGGUCUUGGAGCUACCAGAGAUCCUGAACUGGUCAAGAGAAUUGGAGCUGCGACUGCUCUUGAAGUCAGAGCUACAGGCGUUCAGUAUACUUUUACGACGCAUGUACAGCUGUGUAGAGAUCCGAGAUGGGGUCAGUGCUAUGGAAGCUACAGCGAAGAUCACAGGAUUGUUCAGGCAAUGACCGAGAUCAUUCCGGGAUUACAAGGAGAAAUCCCCAGUAAUCUCAUAAAGGGUGCUCCUUUUGUCGGUGGCAAGAAAAAGGUCGCGGCAUGCGCGAAACACUAUGUGGGUGAUGGAGGAACAACUGAUGGAAUCAACGAAAACAACACUGAAAUAAGCUGGAAAGGAUUGUUAAGGAUCCACAUGCCAGCUUAUGCCAAUGCUGUUGCGAAAGGCGUAUCAACCGUGAUGAUCUCUUUUUCGAGCUGGAAUGGCAUAAAAAUGCAUUCCAAUCGUAAGCUUAUCACCGGUUACCUCAAGAACACACUGCGAUUCGAAGGAUUUGUCAUCUCGGAUUGGCAGGGCAUUGAUCAGCUCACAAAUCCACCUGAUGCUAACUAUACAUACUCUGUCCUCGCAGGAAUCGGUGCUGGCAUUGACAUGAUCAUGGUUCCUUACAACUACACACAAUUCAUCGACGUUCUGACCUCUUUGGUGAAGAAAGAGUUCAUUCCAAUGACCCGAAUUGACGAUGCGGUGAAGAGGAUACUGCGAGUGAAGUUCACAGCAGGCCUGUUUGAAAGCCCCAAUGGUGAUUAUAGCUUUGUUAACUAUCUGGGAUGUCAGUUUUCAGAAUUGACAAGGGAAGCUGUGAGGAAAUCUCUUGUAUUGCUGAAGAAUGGUAAAUCAGCUGAGAAGCCAUUGUUACCGCUUCCUAAGAAGGCAUCGAAAAUACUUGUUGCAGGGACUCAUGCUGACAAUCUUGGCUAUCAGUGCGGUGGGUGGACAAUUUCAUGGCAGGGACUUAGCGGCAACAACCAGACAGUUGGGACCACAGUUCUUACUGCCAUAAAAAACACGGUCGACCCGACAACAGAAGUAGUAUACAAUGAGGACCCAGAUCCCAGCUUCGUCGAGUCCGGAGAAUUCUCCUACGCAAUUGUUGUAGUAGGAGACCAUACAUACGCGGAGACGGCUGGCGACAGCUUUAAUUUGACGAUUCCCGAACCGGGCCCAAGCAUCAUCACAAAUGUUUGCGGAGCAGUGGAAUGCGUUGUUGUCCUUAUAACCGGUCGCCCUGUCGUGAUUCAAUCAUAUGUUGGAGCGAUGGACGCCCUUGUAGCCGCUUGGCUACCGGGAACGGAAGGACAAGGCAUCGCCGAUGUUUUGUUCGGGGAUUAUGGUUUCACCGGAAAACUUUCUCGGACUUGGUUCAAGACUGUCGAUCAGCUCCCGAUGAAUGUUGGCGACCCACAUUACGACCCAUUGUUUCCCUUCGGAUUUGGGCUAACCACUAAACCAACCAAAGAGCCAUAGAAUAAGUCAUUUUCGGUGAAACUUUUGGUGUAUUUUAUUGUAUCACGAUGUCUGAGGC
Molecule: messenger RNA, 1960 nt
Organism: Rhododendron vialii
Lineage: Eukaryota; Viridiplantae; Streptophyta; Magnoliopsida; Ericales; Ericaceae
Exons: 9
Coding region: 16-1902 (628 amino acids)
Biological process (GO): glucan catabolic process
Molecular function (GO): beta-glucosidase activity
Source: RefSeq, a predicted model, not a curated record